GAAAAGAUAUUGGAUCCUAAGGAGGUCCAAGUCCUCUGUAAGCUAGAAGAAAAAGACAACAGCGGUCAAGAAUUAAUAGUCGCUGCGAAGCAAAAUGACAACAUCCUUGUCACAUCAUUUCACCCAGAAUUAGCAGAAACCGAUAUACGUUUUCACGAUUGGUUUAUAAAGGAGUUUGUUCUAAAGAAUUUCAACAGAUACAAGUGA
Saccharomyces eubayanus is the source of this 207-nucleotide messenger RNA. RefSeq lists its product as uncharacterized. NCBI's taxonomy places the organism in Eukaryota, Fungi, Ascomycota, Saccharomycetes, Saccharomycetales, Saccharomycetaceae. Gene Ontology annotation, cellular component: glutaminase complex; cytosol. The record is from RefSeq and is a predicted model, not a curated record. The transcript has a single exon. Gene Ontology annotation, biological process: pyridoxal 5'-phosphate biosynthetic process; pyridoxine metabolic process. Gene Ontology annotation, molecular function: glutaminase activity. The annotation marks the transcript as partial.